Molecule: messenger RNA, 951 nt
Organism: Hemicordylus capensis (graceful crag lizard)
Lineage: Eukaryota; Metazoa; Chordata; Lepidosauria; Squamata; Cordylidae
Product: olfactory receptor 10AG1-like
Exons: 1
Coding region: 1-951 (316 amino acids)
Biological process (GO): G protein-coupled receptor signaling pathway
Cellular component (GO): membrane
Molecular function (GO): olfactory receptor activity; G protein-coupled receptor activity
Source: RefSeq, a predicted model, not a curated record
AUGAUACAAGAAAACCACACUGCAUUUUCUGACUUCAUUCUCCUUGGAUACUCAGGAAAGUAUCUGCCAGGUUUGCUCUUCCUGGUAUUCCUGUUAAUCUAUGUGGGGAUUGUAAUAGGAAAUGGGCUUAUAAUUUACAUUACUGUGACAGACUAUGCCCUUCACACCCCUAUGUAUUUCUUUCUGAAGAACCUGUCCUUUCUGGAGAUCUGCUACACCUCAGUCACCCUCCCAAAGAUGCUGGUUGGUUUUGUGACUGAAAUCAAGAGCAUCUCAUUCAUUGGCUGUGCUGCCCAGAUCUACUUCCUACUUAUUCUUGGUGGUGCCGAGUGUUUCCUUCUGGCUGCCAUGGCCUAUGACCGAUAUGUGGCCAUAUGUAACCCUCUGCGGUAUAAACUCAUCAUGAGCAAGCAACUCUGUUUCUGCCUUGUUACUGGGUCGCUGACUGUCAACAUGCCUGUGCAUGUAGGGCAAGUAUAUCUCAUUUUUACUUUGCCUUUUUGUGGCUCUCGUGAAAUUAACCACUUAUUCUGUGACAUCCCCCCAUUGCUGGAGUUGGCCUGUGCUGACAUCUACAUGAAUAAUGUUGCUGUUUUUGCAGCUGCCACAUUUUUUGUAAUCACCCCCUUUUCCUUUAUCAUUGCUUCUUAUGUGAAAAUAAUUUCCACUAUUCUGAAGAUGUCAUCAAGGGAAGGUCGUAAGAAAGUGUUUUCCACUUGCUCCUCACACCUUAUUGUGGUAUCUCUCUUCUAUGGCUCAGCAACUAUUGUCUAUUUAAGUCCCAGGUCAAAAGAAAGACUAGAUGUUAAUAAGUUGCUUUCCUUGUUCUACACUAUUUUAAUUCCUAUGUUUAAUCCUAUUAUAUAUAGUUUAAGAAAUGCAGAAGUGAAAGUUUCUCUGAGGAAAUUGUUUAGUCGAAAAAUGUGCUCCCUCAAAAGAGUGGGAUGCUAG